Pochonia chlamydosporia 170 is the source of this 1824-nucleotide messenger RNA. RefSeq lists its product as hypothetical. NCBI's taxonomy places the organism in Eukaryota, Fungi, Ascomycota, Sordariomycetes, Hypocreales, Clavicipitaceae. The transcript has a single exon. Bases 1 to 1824 code for a protein of 607 amino acids. The record is from RefSeq and is a predicted model, not a curated record.
AUGUCAACUUCAACAUCUCUUUCGCCGUCUCCUGCUCCUACCGUAUCACCCUCUUCCACUUCACCCGCCCAAACGCCGCCAUUUAAUCCCACCACGUUUUCAGCGCAGGCCCCAUAUCCUGAGCCGCCAGACGAGUUUGUCCAGGACCGUGUCAGGUAUGUUAAGCGCGUAAUACUCGCAAAUAAAGGAUAUCACCCGGGUUCGUCUCACAUUUGGAAGUACGGCCUCCAAUACGUCCGAGGCAGUGAUACGAAAGAGGUGUAUUACUGCCACGAGUGUGCGGUUGGAAAGUACAAGCAAGAAUUGUUUGUUAUCAAUGGUACCUCUAGAGUCAGAAAUCAUCUUGAGAAGAAGCAUCGGAUUAACUCCCAGACUGGUAUCAGGAGGAAAUUUUGCACCCAGAAGUCAGUACUCGAUUUACAGAAAGAUGCUGCAGCUUCCAGUACCUUCUUCUGGAAGGACUCGGUUGAGAAGUUCAAAGAACUUUUGAUCCGCUGGAUUGUAUACUGCCACAUUGCUUUCUUUCAACUGGAGAAUCAGUAUUUCCGCGAACUCCUCUUCUUUCUGAAUCCGGCGUUAAUGAACCACCUUCCGAAGGCAGCAAGAACCAUUCGAAACUGGGUGAUGACUGCCUUCAAGUCAAAGAAGCAGCAGCUUAGAGAAGAUCUACAAGGUUCCCGAAGCAGAGUGUCAGUGUCCUUUGAUCUCUGGACGUCGCCAAACCCUUACGCUAUCCUAGGCAUCGUCGCCAUGUGGAUUGAUGCUGCCGGCAAGCGAAGGUCCACAGUUUUAGGUAUGCGUCGUGUCUACGGUGAGCACACUGGCGAGAAUAUUGGAUCAAUUGUUCUUGAAUUACUGAAAGAAUACAACAUCGACGGGGACUCAAUUGGAUACCUCAUGCUAGACAAUGCCUCGUCGAAUGACAUUGCAGUGGAAUUUAUACUCAAGGAGCUAUGCCCAUGGAUGGACUCAAAACUGCGUCGCCAUCGCCGGCUGCGCUGUCUGGGCCAUAUAAUCAAUCUCUGUUGCCAGGCGUUCCUCAUGGGUCGGAACUGUGAGAAAUUUCUUGCAAAGCUCGAAAAACAUCAUUUGCGCGGAGACUAUGCAAAAGUAGAGGAGCUCUGGAAGAAAUUUGGAUGUUUGGGUCGGCUCCACAACUUGGUGAGAUACAUCCGGCUUACCCCUCAGCGUCGCGAGGAGUUUGCUACAAUAGUGAUCGGCGGGGAUCUCUCUGCAUUUGAUGGGCUUGAGCUGAUCCAGAAUAACUCGACACGUUGGAAUUCGUGGUUUCAUUCAAUCACACGGGCAUUGAAUGUGCGGGAACGUUUAGAGCUCUUCUCCGCCCGCCACGUACCUGCGAAAGGCUCUCAAGGGAUUGCGAACUUCAAGCUAGAUGGGCAGCACUGGUUCGAACUCGAGAAGAUUGAACUCGCUCUAAGGGACUUCUAUGCUGCAACUUUACUCUCCGAAGGUAGGAAAAAGUCUCUUGCCGACUGGUUUUCGACCAUAGACUGCCUUCUUCGAGAGAUAAACGAGACGAAGGAUCAUUACUAUGACAUCCACACCGAGGAUGACAACAAUUUCACAUGGACGUAUCUUCAAAGCUGCGCGGACGCCGCCUGGUCGAAAUGCGCGGAGUACUACAACAACCACCAACUGAAUUGGCGGUGUCGAUAUCCCGACGACACUGACCUGCCGCCCGCGUACUACGCAGCUCAAAUUCUUGACCCUUAUCGAAAGUGGGCUUGGUUUAGACAAGAAUGGGUUCUUCCAGGCGACAAGGAGAAGCAGGAGUGGUUUGAUAACGCUCAGCUAGCCGUGUAA